AUGAUUAUGGAACUAUUUAGAAAAAGAAGAAUGAUUGGAGAAAGAUUUACAGGGAUAAUACUUCCAUUUGUCAUACACCAACUAAAUGCAAAGACUCGAGGACUAGGUCAUCUCAAGGCUAAAGCAUCAGCUGAUUGGAGUGGGGAAGUGAAAAAUGCUAACAAAGAGGAUGAAAGACAUGUGGUCAAAACUCUCACACAUGAGUGUACAUGUCUGCAAUGGCAGCACACGGGCAAGCCUUGCGACCAUGCACUAGCCUUCAUAAAUGUCUUGCAAGCUCGCAACUUUGUUAACAUGGAGGACUAUGUACAUGAGUACUACUCAGUUAGCAGAUUUAGGGCAGCAUAUGAAGGUGUAAUUGAGCCCCUUACGGACAAGAAUCAAUGGCCACACGUGGACACAGGCUUUGUGUUGCGUCCACCAAUUCCAAUAGGCAAGAAGAAAGGUGCUGGAAGAACAAGAAAACAGAGGAUAAAGAGUUGGUGGGAAGGUGGAUCAAGGAAAGGAUCCUUGAACAAAUGCAAAAAAUGUGGGGAGAUAGGACAUAGAGAAGCUGGUUGUCCUCAAAAUGGAACAAAGAAAAGGAAAAGUAGGGGGAAAAAGAAUCCAUCUCCAUGGUUUGAUGUUUCCGUUAGCAAUGCCGUUCCAUCUACACCAACCAAGAGCAAGAAUGAUGCCACUUGUAGCAGUCCUGGAGCUGUCACAAGAAGCCAAGCUGCAGCUCAAGCUAGUCCUGGACCUGUCACAAGGAGCCAAGCUGCUACCCCACCACCAAAACCUCCAGCAAAAGGAAAGAAGAAGAAAAUGACACCUAAGAGGAAGAAAUUAAGCGACCUCUGAGCUUGUUUGUGGCUGUGAUGAACUUGGCUGUUAGUGGAGACUCACUUUUAUUGUUGUGUAUGUGAGAUGCAAACUCACUUUUAUUUGCUCUGUAAGUGAGGUAGAGACUCACUUUUAUUUCCUAUGUAUGUGAGGUAAAGACUCACUUAUUUUGCUGUCAUGAAGUCCUGUAGAACAUGGCUGAAUUAUUCUCUAUGCUAUCAUUGAAUCA
Triticum aestivum (bread wheat) is the source of this 1051-nucleotide messenger RNA. RefSeq lists its product as uncharacterized. Bases 1 to 840 code for a protein of 279 amino acids. The record is from RefSeq and is a predicted model, not a curated record. The transcript has 2 exons. Gene Ontology annotation, molecular function: nucleic acid binding; zinc ion binding. NCBI's taxonomy places the organism in Eukaryota, Viridiplantae, Streptophyta, Magnoliopsida, Poales, Poaceae.